GUGACAUCGUCCCUGGUUGGCAUCAUAUCGCCCUCCAGCUCGUCACAAGUAUACUGUUGAAGAUCCAGUCUGAACAACAUUCUCGAUAGAUACACGACUAUAAUAGCAAAAAUGGCGCCAACGAUCGGAGCUGGCACGACGGAAGCCGCUGCUUUGCAGUCGGAGAUCCAGAACGAAUUGAUGAGGCGGGACAAGGCCGAGCAAGGAGAUAACACCUUGGCGGAAUACAUAACCGUUAUGCUGAUCAACCACAAGACGUCGGACCAGAUCAACGAGGAACUGGCAGAUCUGCAAGGGAUCGAUUUUGACCCGACCUUCACGCCAUGGAUCUUUGAAAAGGCCGAGGAAGUGGUCGCCAGGUUCACUGGGUCCAGCUCGACGCCUGCUCCUGUCACUGCUGUCCUCUCUGCCGAUGUGUCCAUGGAAGAACCAUCAUCAUCAUCCCGGAACUCGAAAGCUCCCAGCAACGCUCGGCUGUUCUCGAAUGCCGUGGCCCCUCUUGCCUCGCAACCCACCCGACCUACCCCAACGGGACCUUCGGGACAAGUAGCUGGUGUCAAACGAAGUUUCUCUCCCGUGAACGAGAUGAGCGGAUCCGAGGCGUACAACAAGCGGAGAAGUUUGGGUUCAGGAGGAGUACCUACGGCUCCUCGGGCUCACAGGCAGAACGGGUUGGAGACGAAUGGCGAUCGGCAUCGAGGAAAGAGGUCGUUGUUGGACCGUAUGGGAGGGCCUCCCUUGAAUCCACAGGCGGCAGAGUUCGGUCCGGGUCGAGCAGGUGGAAGGAACAACUUCGUUCCCCCAGGCAUGCCUAUGAUGGACCCCUUCAUGAUGAGCAUGAUGGGAAUGCAAAACGGUUUCAACUUUGGUGCCGCUGGAGGACAGGACCAGGCGAUGAUGCAAGAGAUGUUCAGGCAGAAUCAGGCGACGAUGGAGCAGAUGCAAGCAAUGAUGAUGCAGAUGGCUCAGCAGAUGGGCACGGUGCCGCAGCAACCCUAUACGACAACCGUCUCGGGUCAACCUCCACAGCAGUUGGGGAAACACACUAUUGCGGGCCGAAGACCAGCGACGCUCGUCAACAACCCGUCUACCUCAGCAACGCACAAGUCGACCUCGUUCCCCGCCAAAAAGACGCUUGUUACGCCUCCUUCUCGUCCUACCUCGCAGGAGAUCUGCAAGUACGGAGUUGGAUGUACGAAUCGGUCAUGCGGAUACAGCCAUCCUAGUCCGGUGGCUACGAUGGAGAGCGGGAUGGUACUGAAGACGGAGGCUUGCCCGGAAGGUUUAAAGUGCGCAGACAAAGACUGUCCUUACAGCCAUGUCAGCCCGGCCCAAUCGUUAGGUGAUGCCGCUGGGCAAAGCCGUGUACCGUGCAAGUUUGGAAGCAAAUGUAACAACCCGGCCUGCUCCUUCCGUCACGAAGACGCUGCUGGGAACCUGAUCCCCACACCAGCCCUGACUCGUCCCGCCAAUGGGUCCUCUACUGGUCCCAUCGACGUCGACAUGGCAGACCCGACUCAGCACGACGAGCUGGACAUUACGCUCGAUCUCGAUUCGUCAGCAGCCGGUAUGGCUGCCAGUCGACCGAUUGCGGGCGUACCAGGGAAGAAGAUGGAUGGGAUCCUGGGUUCUGGAGUAGUCAAGCCGAUGAACGGGCAGAUCAAGGUGCCUUGUCGGUUCGGGGAAGGGUGCACGAGGGGGAACUGUCGGUUCCAGCAUGGCAAGGCGUGUAGGUUUGGCAAGAAGUGCUUUGACCCCCGAUGCACCUUUGUUCACCCUGCGGACCGUCAACUGAACGCGUCGAUCAACAACGAUGGCUUCAACAAUUACAAGGGAGAAAAGACGCUUGUCGACCGCGAAUUUGUCAAGGACGAGAGCGCCGUCGAGACCGUCUUGCCCGGAGACGCGAACGGUGCGGAUGAGGGCGGUGCGAUCAAGGUGGAGACUGACUAGUCAAUAACGGAAUAGAAGACACAGUUGUAGUAAUAUCAGAAAACUCGGGUCGUGAGAUAUACAUUCUUGUCGGGUUAGUGCCAAAAGUUUAUUAUACGAGACUGUGCGUAAAGGCCGACUCGCCUAAUACUCGUGUUCCCACGUUCAAUGGUCGAUCUGACUCGACGCGAC
Filobasidium floriforme is the source of this 2124-nucleotide messenger RNA. RefSeq lists its product as uncharacterized. Gene Ontology annotation, molecular function: metal ion binding; poly(A) binding. The record is from RefSeq and is a predicted model, not a curated record. Gene Ontology annotation, biological process: regulation of mRNA stability. The transcript has 10 exons. The coding region runs from base 112 to 1953 and encodes 613 amino acids. Gene Ontology annotation, cellular component: cytoplasm; nucleus. NCBI's taxonomy places the organism in Eukaryota, Fungi, Basidiomycota, Tremellomycetes, Filobasidiales, Filobasidiaceae.